GACCUCGCCGAAGCUUGGACUGCACAGAAGAAAACCACGUUCGCCAGAUAAGAGACGGUGGUAGACGGGGAACAUGGACGGGACUCCUACUAGCAUGACGCACCCAAUGGCGAGGAUCUUCCUGCUGUUGACUUUUCUUGCGAUCUUUCAGGCACAAGAUGUUGCAACUUCACCGGCACCGACCGUCUGUAUCAUCGGCAGCGGCAUCGGUGGCUCCUCAGCCGCCCACUUCCUCCGCAAGUACUCACCUAGUUCCUCUCCUCCUAUCAGAAUUCAAAUGUUCGAACGCAACGGACUCGUUGGGGGUCGCAUGGCUACUGUGAAUGUUGCGGGAGACACCUUCGAAGCUGGAGCUUCAAUUCUUCAUCCCAAAAACUUUCACGCCUUGAAUUACACUAAGCUUCUUAAUCUCGAGUUCAAGGAGAAGGAUUCAUCUUCAGGUUCUUUGUCUCUGGGAAUUUGGGACGGGGAGAAGUUUGUUUUUAAAACGCUCAAAAUUGAUUCCAAUGUUCCCUUGCUCGAUAAGCUCGUCUCAAUUGUUAAUUCGAUUCUUCUAUUCAUCCGCUACGGCUUUUCACUUCUUAAAAUGAAUAUUUUUGUUGAGAGUACCGUGGCUCGAUUCUUAAGGUACUACGACGAACCAGCUUCGAGACCUAUUUUCGAGACUCCGGAUGCGAUGCUGAAGUGGGCUGGUCUGUAUAAUCUUACGACCAGGACUUUGCGAGAUGAAUUAGUUGAUCUUGGGUUGUCUCCCUUGUUGAUAGAAGAACUUGUCACUGUCAUCACGCGAAUUAAUUAUGGCCAGAGUGUAUACAUCAGCGGACUUGCUGGUACAGUUUCUUUGGCAGGAUCAGGUGGAGGACUAUGGUCCAUCAAAGGAGGCAACUGGCAAAUGGCUGCUGGACUGAUUAAUCAGUCUGAUGUUGCGUUGCACCUGCAUGAAGAAAUAGAAUCCAUUGCUGACCUUGGGGAUUUUUAUGAACUCAACUCCACGAAAGGCAACAGUUAUGUCUGUGAGGUUGCAGUGGUUGCUACACCUUUGGAUGAGUCAAAUAUACAAUUAUUUCCUCAGACAUCAAUUUCUAAAAGAAAAACACAGCACACCCAUGCAACUUUUGUUCGGGGCUUGCUGAACCCAGCAUACUUUGGCCUCAGUGCGGUGACGGAGAUUCCAGACCUUGUGGGCACAGUCGAGGCUCCUGACCUUCCAUUCUCUAGCAUUUCAGUUCUCAAGAAGUAUGAUGAAAAGGAUGCCACGUAUAAGAUAUUCUCUCGUCAGCCAGUGUCAGACUCAUUGCUGGAUACCAUCUUUAGUGUGAGGAAAGAGACUAUUAGAAUAAACUGGCCCGCCUACCCUCUCUACCGUGCCCCUGAAGUAUUUACGCCAUUUCUGUUGGAUGGUCGGCAUUUGUAUUACGUCAAUACAUUUGAGAAUGCAGCUAGCACCAUGGAAACAAGUGCUGUAGCAGCUGAGAAUGUUGCUCGACUCAUCCUGUCCAGAUAUUUUGGCACAAUGUUUAUGCAUUCAUCCAAGUUGUCUUCCAGCUCUCGUGGAGAGAAAUCCCAUUUAGAUCUUUGAACUGCAGUGAUUGUAAUAUAUUAUCAAGUAGUUUGACUGCCAUCAAGCUUGUACAUGGAAGAUUUUGUCCCCGCGGGGGUUCCAAACAGGGUUUGUACUUUUGGAUUAUAAGAAAACUAAUUUCUCACAGUUGUUAAGUAGAUGGUGAGGGAGAAAAUGCCAUUGAGGGCUUGGGGCU
Neltuma alba is the source of this 1757-nucleotide messenger RNA. Its product is annotated as farnesylcysteine lyase-like. Bases 74 to 1579 code for a protein of 501 amino acids. Gene Ontology annotation, biological process: prenylcysteine catabolic process; prenylated protein catabolic process. The transcript has 5 exons. Lineage: Eukaryota; Viridiplantae; Streptophyta; Magnoliopsida; Fabales; Fabaceae. The record is from RefSeq and is a predicted model, not a curated record. Gene Ontology annotation, molecular function: prenylcysteine oxidase activity.